AAUCUGUGAUUAAAUACGGUAAAAUCUGGCUGUUCUAUCUUGACCAAUGAUGAAAUUGAUGUGAGUGGUAUUGUACCGUGACUAUCAGUUAUAAAGUUACGGAUAGCGUUUAGGAAUUGGCAGAUGUUAACCAAAUAUUGUCAAGGUUAAAUGUUAAUAUAUCAAGCUAUUCAAGAUUCUAGCGAAGAGAUGAACUAAAAUGAAGGGGGGUCGUAGAAUCAUGAAGCUGUCCACGAGGCCUAAACUAAUGCUCAUAUUGCUAGUGAUGACGUUGAUAUUUCUUGCCGACAGAAUGAUUUAUCGCAACGGUGAGGGGCAGGACAAUAUCGUAGAUGAAAUGACAAAGAAACAGGCCGAAAAGGAGAAGACGCUGGCAGAAAUAAAAAGAAUAUCUCAGAAAUUUUCUGCCUUCAGCAAGAAGUAUAAUUCACAGAGUUAUAAGGCAAAUGUCCUUAAUAAUUCCUUUACUGUAGCAGAUCUACGUGCAAUAAACAAUAACCCAAAUAGGAUAUCUAAUACAGAAGUUUCUAGUAAAAAAACAUCGAGAACAAAUGAAGAACUUGAAUCUGUAACAAGCUAUCAAUUAUACAUUGAAGACGCUGAUCAGUUAGAACUUGAUCAUCCCUUGGUGAAUUUACAUCGAUAUGAGUAUAUCUUAAACAACGAGAAUUCUUGCAAGGAGAAUAUUCUGGUACUUAUCCUUGUUAAUAUUGCUCCUAACAAGGUAAAUGAGAGAGACCAAAUUCGAAAUACGUGGGGAUCAAUUACAAAGGUUUCCGGAGCAAGCGUCGUGACGUUGUUUGUGGUAGCACAAACUCCGGAUGGUAAAAUACAAACUCAACUUGAAUAUGAGAGUGAACAACACAGGGACAUCAUUCAGGGCAACUUUCUAGACUCCUACAGAAACCUCACCAUAAAAAGUGUCAUGGACUUGGACUGGGUCCACAGAUUUUGCAACAAGACGAAAUUUAUUCUAAAGGUUGAUGACGAUACGAUGGUUGAUGUGUAUCAUUUAGUUAAGUUCCUGUUACAAAAAUCUCCCGAUGGCAACACGCGAAACUUUUUGUAUUGUUCGUCGUUCAAAAAUCAAGGACCAGUACGGUAUCCGGAUGACAAAUGGUUCGUUCCAAAGCACGAAUACCCAUAUUCUAAGUACCCGACAUACUGUGAAGGUUUCGCGUACAUCAUGUCCUACGACGUCAGUAUGCAACUUUACAAUGCAUCAACGCAAGUGAAAUUUUACUGGAUCGAUGAUGUUUACAUCACGGGAUUUGCUGCGUAUAAAGCGGGCGUGCGUCAUAUCGAUAUGGAACAUGGUCAUGGGUACAAUAUGCUUCAGACCGAACACUUGUCGAAAAACGUUAAAUCAUCGAUGUUUCUAUUAGCUAAAUACGCUGGAAUGCGAAAAAAUUGGGACAUGGCUUGGAAUGAUAUUAAGUCAUUACACCAGCUUGAUUAAUGAGCAUUGCAUCGGAUGCGUAUAUGACGAACAAAACAUGUCAUGAAAGGGUGAUAUGUUUGUGGAAGAACACACAAUUAACCCAUUUUUGCCUAGCGUCUAGAAAAAAGCAUUGGCAAACAGCGUAGACCCAGA
Messenger RNA from Dreissena polymorpha, 1594 nucleotides. Its product is annotated as beta-1,3-galactosyltransferase 1-like. The transcript has 2 exons. The coding region runs from base 200 to 1459 and encodes 419 amino acids. Gene Ontology annotation, molecular function: hexosyltransferase activity. NCBI's taxonomy places the organism in Eukaryota, Metazoa, Mollusca, Bivalvia, Myida, Dreissenidae. The record is from RefSeq and is a predicted model, not a curated record. Gene Ontology annotation, cellular component: membrane.